CGUGGCGAGACAUGAUGCAAACGACCCAGCGUCUUACCAAACGCCUGACAGCACUUCACCUGUAUGAGGAAGCUGCACUGAACCUGGCAACCAAGCCAAAUGGCAUCCUCGGUGUGUGCCAUGACCCGGUCAUCCUCGCCCAACAGCUCACACACAUUGAACUGGACAAGAUGAGUUUUAUUGGGCCUGAGGAAUUCCUCCAGCUAUUCGCCAGGAAGGAACCUAAGCAACAACCAGCUGUACGCGGUGGUGGCGUGGGACACCCCGCCUUCCUGAAGCGGUCAUUAGAAAAAGGCGGGCUCCGGUCUAAGUCCUCCUUCUGAAACAAAUGUAAAAAAAAAAAUUGAGCUUACUCAGCGUGGGAUGAUGUUCACAUGGAAAUGUUGGUGGUUGCAAUACUUUUUUUCUCCUCACAAACUAAAAACAGCUAAGUACAACAGUUGUUAUUUGCAGUAUUAUCACCUGGGUUAAAGGGUAAUUUUACGCACAAGGUCUCCAUAUGUAUUUUUUGCACCGGAAAAGUAUUCUGACAGUAACAUAUGACCUAGCCUUCUGAGAAAGUAGGGUUGUACGGUAUACUGGUACUAGUAUAGUACUAAUGAAUCAAAAGCAGUACUAUACUCUGUUGGAAAAAUACUGGUUCACCAUAUUUUUUUUUCACAGGCAUGACGGUGCGUGGUCACGUCGUGGCAUUGCUGGUUUUACGGGCAGAGGAGCAUGUUCGGCAGCGCAAAUACACAGAGCUAAAGGUCAGAGCAGCAGUGUUGAGUCGUACAUGGACUGGUUCCACACACUGAGUUCCCUUGUGGCCACUGAGAUCGCUAAGCCAAAGAAGAAGAAGCAGCGAGUGAAGGUGGCAGAGUUCUUCAUGGAUGUGGCUCAGCAGUGCUUGGACAUCGGCAACUUUAACUCCCUAAUGGCUAUCAUUUCUGGAAUGAACAUGAACUGUGUUUCCAAGAUGAAAAAUAACUGCAACAAAGUCCACACGAAAAAGUUAAAAAUCCUAGAGCACCAGAUGGACCCGUCCAACAACUUUGAGAAUUACCGGAGCGUGCUGUGCCACGCCACUGAGAAGUCCGAAGUCAUGUUCAUACCUUUCUUCAGUCUCCUCAUUGAAGACUUCCUCCUUCUGGAUAUAGACUUUGCCAACAGGCGUCGUACUAAUCAGCACAUUGAGAAACUUGGGGAUAUUGCAAAGCCGGUGAGUGACUUUGUGCUCUGGCGUCAAGCCGUCUGUCCAUUCAGCCGAGAUGACAAAGUCCUCCGUUACGUCAUCACAACACCAGUCUUCACUGAAGAAGAGCUCCAUCUGACCUCCAAGGAGAGCAAAGGCAAUGUGGAAAAGGACGACCGUCGAUCUUUUAAAAGAGCCUUCAAAAGAUUCUUUAAACUUCCCCAAAAUAAAUAAAUAAUUUGUAUAAUAAAAUGUUAUUUAUUUCAA
Molecule: messenger RNA, 1441 nt
Organism: Nerophis ophidion (straightnose pipefish)
Lineage: Eukaryota; Metazoa; Chordata; Actinopteri; Syngnathiformes; Syngnathidae
Product: ras-GEF domain-containing family member 1B-B-like
Exons: 9
Coding region: 599-1408 (269 amino acids)
Biological process (GO): positive regulation of GTPase activity; Ras protein signal transduction
Cellular component (GO): plasma membrane
Molecular function (GO): guanyl-nucleotide exchange factor activity
Source: RefSeq, a predicted model, not a curated record